AUGAAUGAGAUGGUAGAGAAAAAGACUAGGUGGUGGCAUGUUAGAGAUGGAAAAAGGAAAAGGACACCUAAGUCAUCCCCUGCGGUUGUUAUUCCUAAAGAAGGAGAAAAGGGGUCUUCUGGAGAGCCACAGCAGAAGUUAAUUGAUGAGACAGUUCUAGAGCCAUCUGUGGUGAUUGAACAAGGUGCUGAUUUAUUAAAGCAAUCUUUGGAAAGCUAUUUGAAAAAGAAUGAGGAGAUUGCAGCACAACAAGCUCAAGGAACAAGUGUUCACGCUGAAAAGGUUACAAGGGUUCAACCAGAAACAGAAGCUUUAAGGAGUUCAAGUGAUGGAGAUUCUAAAGCUACUCAAUCUGAAUCUGAAUUAAUUCCUGAAACUGUUGGUAAAGGAAAAGUUCAGUUGAAGAAAAGACCGUCAAAGAAACAAAAGGGUUCAGAUGAAGAAGAUUCUCCUUAUGAUCCUGAAAAGUCAAAGAAAAAGAGAAAGAAACAAAAGGCAGCUCCAGUUGGUAUAAUUCCCAGAAAUGUCAGAUCAAAGAAAUCAGGAGCUGAGACACAAAAAGAUAAAGAAGGGAAGGCAGCUCAACAUGUUCAGAAAGAAAAAUCACCAAGUGUUGAUGUUCCAAAAGAACCGGAGGUAAAAACAAAAGAAGUUCCAGUUGUUGUAACAGAAGAGAAAACAAAUGAUGAAGUAGAGAUCACUGGAUUCAGAGCUGCUAGUCCAAAACCUGUUCAACAAGAUAUUCCUCAGUCAUCACAUCAGAAAGUAGAAGAUUUUAAUUUUGACUUUGACAAUAUUGGUUCGGCGGUUAAAGAAUUGAUUAAGAAAGUUAAUGAACUGGAGAAAGAGAAAGCAAAAGCUGAGGAAGAACGUGAUAUGCUGAAAAGUCAAAUUAAUGAUUUGAUGGAAGCUCACAAUAAAGUAGUUGCAGCAUUGGUUGAAAAGGAGAAAAGAAUGAACCAAAUGAAGGAUGAUGUCGAGGGAAAUUCUAAAGUGUUUGAUUCGUUAACUCAAGAGAUAUCUUCCUUGAACGCCAAGAUAAAGGAUCUGGAGAAUGUAAAUCAAACAUUAAAUCAGCUUUUCAAUGAGAUGAGUGAAGCUUCGUCAAAUGAGAUGAAGGCUAUGAAAUUGGAGAUGGAAGCUAUGAAAGCUGACAAAGUAAUGAAAGAUCAACAACUUCAGAUGCUGGUUGCUGUAGUUGAAAGUCAUUUGAAGAUGAACAUUCAUGCUGCAUUUGAUGAAAUUGAUGUGAUAAGAGCUAACGAAAGGAGAUUGGAACGUGAACGUCAAAUAGCUGAAGAAGCCAACCUAAAGAACAAAGGAAUAGUUGAAGAGGUUGAGGUAGUUGAUGCAUCUUCGAGUCAACCAGAGGUUGGAGGUUCUUCUUCGCAACCUGAUGUUGAAAUGAUUGAAGUGGUUGAGGUUUAA
Messenger RNA from Helianthus annuus (common sunflower), 1428 nucleotides. RefSeq names its product cilia- and flagella-associated protein 58-like. NCBI's taxonomy places the organism in Eukaryota, Viridiplantae, Streptophyta, Magnoliopsida, Asterales, Asteraceae. The record is from RefSeq and is a predicted model, not a curated record. The transcript is spliced from 3 exons. The coding region runs from base 1 to 1428 and encodes 475 amino acids.